Ilyonectria robusta is the source of this 1575-nucleotide messenger RNA. RefSeq lists its product as uncharacterized. Lineage: Eukaryota; Fungi; Ascomycota; Sordariomycetes; Hypocreales; Nectriaceae. The coding region runs from base 1 to 1575 and encodes 524 amino acids. The transcript has 8 exons. The record is from RefSeq and is a predicted model, not a curated record.
AUGUUGUCGCUCCAAGAUUUGCUUUUUCGUUACUGGGGUGGGCGGGCAGAGCAAAACAAUGCUGUGGCUCCGUUCAAGGAGGCAGAUUUGAGCAGUGCCCCCGAGUUCAUGUUCCAAAUUGAAGAGGCUGCUUUUCUUGCUAGACGUUCAUUGCAUCAGUCGAGGAUCCUUGACCCCGCCAUCACCGGGCUGUGCACCGUGCUGCGGCCACCGACGCUUGUUUCUUCCGAAUGGCUUCACGACAAGGUUGAGAAGUGGAACCAAGACGACGAUGUCUUGCAGUCAAGCUUUACAGCGAAUGUUAUUUUUAUUAGAGAAAAGCAAGAUCCAAUGACUGAAAUUAGUCCCGACUCUCUACAAGUGCUACACGAAUGGCAAUCCAACGUCGUGCUUACCACAGUUGACUCGCAGCGUCUUUCAGAAGGCCCAUACUACGUGCAGAGUGGAGUACUCCACACUGUUUGGAGAUUAUUCUGUGACACGCAUGAGGCAUACAUGACUGCCACAAUUCCUCAGAAUGAGGCCUUCCACGAGUAUCGGAACCUCCCAUGUAGUACCGGCUGUCGGCUCAUGAUAGGGGCACCCUCGAAGCUCUACACACCCAAGAGUGAGAAGAAACCCUUGAAUGGCCUCCGCAUCUCCGUCAAAGACAACAUUGAUCUUGCAGGCAUCAAGACGACGCUGUCAUGCCGAUCCUGGGAGAGACUUUAUUUCCCCAAAGACACCACAGCUGCAGCAGUACAGAGGCUUCUUGACUUGGGUGCAAUUGUCGUUGGAAAAACAAAACUGAGCCAAUUUGCAGAGGUCGAGUCACCCACAGCCGAUUGGGUCGACACUGCCCGUUUAAUCCCCGCGAAUUUAACCAAGAUCACGGUACUUUCUGACUUUGAGUAUGGACCCGGUCUUGCGAAGCGUGUUUUCGACAACUUUGUCUCUCGCCUAGAGGAGGCGACCCACGUUCAAGGCACAAAGAUGAGUAUCAUUGACAAUUGGAAACAGAAAAGCCCUUCAUGUGAUGGCAAAGGUCUCAUUGAGUACAUAGGAAAGCAACAAACAAUGAAGGCGAUCAAAGCAUUUGACCUAUGGAAAAACACCCAAGGAUUUCCAGAUGAAUAUCAACAAAAGCGCGAGGCAGAGGAAUCUACUGCCAAUGGACAAAAUGCUGCUCUGCAACGCAAGGAGAUGUUUAAGAAGUGGUUCCUCGACUCCGUUUUAUCCGUAGAGGCUCCCAACGAGCUUACAGCAAUCACUGUGGCCCCAAUCUCUGACGAGGAGCCGAAAUAUUGCGACGAUUAUAAACAGGGCCCUUGGAUGGGUGGUAAUGGAUUUCACCGCAAUUUCGUCUCCCCACUCACCGGCUGCCCCGAAGUUGUCGUUCCCAUCGGUCAGAUCCCUUAUCAAUCACGCGUCACCAAGAGACAGGAGUUUCUACCCAUUGUGGUGGCUAUUCUCGGACCGCCAGGAACAGAUGUCGCACUGACAAAGUUCGUAGCUGACCUGUUGCACAAAUCAGGGAUGCCAACUUUGGUAAAAACGGGAGCAGAAACCUUUCCACGAGUCAGCAAGGUGUGUUGA